Messenger RNA from Patiria miniata (bat star), 7377 nucleotides. Its product is annotated as G protein-coupled receptor kinase 5-like. The record is from RefSeq and is a predicted model, not a curated record. The transcript is spliced from 17 exons. Lineage: Eukaryota; Metazoa; Echinodermata; Asteroidea; Valvatida; Asterinidae. Gene Ontology annotation, cellular component: cytoplasm. Gene Ontology annotation, molecular function: G protein-coupled receptor kinase activity; ATP binding. The coding region runs from base 368 to 2077 and encodes 569 amino acids. Gene Ontology annotation, biological process: protein phosphorylation; signal transduction; regulation of signal transduction.
GUCAUUAAACGUAUCGCAGUGUAAAAUUGUACGGAUUUUCCAACUCUACUAACGAAUUGUGCCGGUAACAUUCACUUUUUUGCAGCCUGCAUAAUGUGAUGAGUUAUCCCCGAGAUCAUGUGCUGACUUCUCACUGCUGUUUUGGUACGAAGAAAGUGGGAUUUUGAAGCUGGGACGACACGAUAAAAGUGUGAUAUUGGUGAGAUUUUCCAAAGCUACGGGACGUUCACGCACGGGUUGCUUUUCAGCGGGGACUCGCCACCACACCCAGUGAAUUUUUGACGGUACUCUCUUGUUGGCGAAACUCGCUUCAGCUCAACACUGACCGCGGUUAAUUGCACGCCCCGGGCGAGGGGGGACUUAUGUUAUGGAGUUAGAAAAUAUUGUGGCCAACACCGUUUAUUUGAAAGCACGUGAAGGUGGAGGCGGUAAACGGAAGGGGAGGAGCAAGAAGUGGAAGCAGUUACUCAAGUUCCCUCAUAUUACAUUGUGCCAAGAACUCAGGGAAACUAUAGAUAGAAAUUUUGACAGUAUAUGUGAAGAACAACCAAUUGGACGUGCACUUUUCAAAAACUUUUGUUCGACAAAUGAAGACUACCACACAGCUAUCAAUUUCUUGGAUGCAGUUAACGAUUAUGAAGUGGCUCAACCAGAGGACAGACCAAGUCUCGGCAAUGAAAUUUUCCUCAAAUAUCUCUAUGCAGAUUCCCCUGAGAGGCUCUCCCAGAUCACUACAGAGGAGAUGACGUCAUGCCAGGAGGCCCUCCAAAACUCCCCUAGCAAAGAAAUCUUCACCGAUUGCAGGACAGCGGUGAGAGAAUACCUGACGGGAGAACCUUUCACAGAAUUCCAAAACAGUAUGUUCUUUGACAGAUUAUUACAGUGGAAAUGGUUAGAAGGCCAAGCUGUGACCAAGAAUACGUUCCGACAGUACAGAGUUUUGGGCAAGGGCGGCUUCGGCGAGGUAUGUGCAUGCCAAGUGCGGGCGACAGGCAAGAUGUACGCCUGCAAGAAACUAGAGAAGAAGAGAAUAAAGAAACGGAAGGGGGAGGUCAUGGCCCUGAAUGAGAAGUUGUUACUGCAGAAAGUCAACAGCAGAUUUGUGGUCAGCCUGGCCUAUGCCUACGAGACCCGCGAUGCCCUGUGUUUGGUGCUGACAAUCAUGAACGGUGGGGAUCUGAAGUUUCACAUCCACAAUCUGGGCGCGCCGGGCUUUGAAGAGGAACGAGCGCGCUUCUACGCCGCCGAGAUCACCUGCGGACUGGAACACCUUCACCAACACCAUUUUGUCUACAGGGAUAUGAAGCCUGAGAAUAUCUUACUGGAUGACCACGGUCAUGUAAGAAUUUCUGAUUUGGGAUUGGCUGUUGAAAUUCCGGAGGGAGAAUCCAUUCGAGGCAGGGUAGGAACAGUUGGGUACAUGGCUCCUGAAGUCGUCAAGAAUGAGAGGUAUACAUACAGUCCUGACUACUGGGGUCUGGGAUGCAUCAUCUAUGAAAUGAUUGAAGGAAGGGCCCCCUUCCGAGCAAGGAAAGAGAAAGUGAAGAGAGAAGAAGUGGACAGGAGGGUCAAAGAAGACGAAGAAAAGUACACGUCCAAAUUCAGCGAAGACGCAAAAGUCAUAUGCAGAAAGUUGCUCCAGAAAGAGGUGGAGAGUAGGCUGGGGUUCCGCAACAACUCGGCCCAAGACAUCAAAGACGAACCUUUCUUUUCCAGCAUCCUCUUUCCACGUCUGGAAGCUGGCAAGGUGGACCCACCAUUUGUGCCCGACCCCAAAGCAGUGUAUGCCAAAGAUGUACUGGAUAUUGAGCAGUUCUCCACAGUAAAAGGCGUCAACUUGGACCAGAAUGACGACAAAUUCUACAGCAAAUUCAACUCGGGCUGCGUGACCAUUCCCUGGCAAAACGAGAUGGUAGAGACAGAGGUCUAUAAAGAGUUAAACUACUUUGGGCCCAACAUGACGAGGACACCAGACCUGCUGAUGGAUCAGCCGCCCCCGCCCCCAAGGGAAGGAUUCUUUAGAAGAAUUUUUAAAUUAAAGUGCCCUUGUUCCUCAUCUGGGGCAGAUCAGGAGUGAUGUGUCAUCCAUAGAGUGAGUCAAGAGGAGUGAGAACCACUGACACGGAAUACCAGCAAAUGGGGAACCCAGUUUGACCAAUCAGAGGAGACUAUUUGGACGAAGUGAAUGAGCUGGAUGAACGACCAAUCGAAAUUGACCGACCCCAACAACAGACUGAUGAGUACUGCUCAUUUUGUUACCAUGGCGACGUAAAAGGGAAACUGUAACAAAAGCAAAAUUUGAAGAAAAAAAAUGAAUAAUUAAACAGAAAAAAAAAUGGAAACUGACUUUAUUUGAAGCCUUGUUACAGUUACCUGUCAUGACCGUACUGAAAAAAAAAAACGUAAAAAAAAACAAUGACAACCAAAAAAAAAAAAUCAUGUAAAAAUCUUUUUCCAGAAACUAGAUGUAAAGAAAAGCAUAGAAAAAAAAACUAAAACAAAAAAAUGGUGGUUUGUUUUAGAACAUACAUGUAAAGUCUGUACAAAGAAAUCUUGCCACGGCAUUUUGGGUUUAUAUGUGUAUUUGUUGCAAAAGAAGUUUUGCAUCCAAAAAAAAAAAAACUGAAAAAAAAGUAGUGGCAGUCACAAUAUCAUGGGUGUUAUAUAUAUGCAUAUGUACAAGAUAUAAAAAGAAUCCCUACGGACGCAUAUUGAAACAUGAUAAAAAUAUUUAUAGCUAGUAGAUUUAAGAUAAGUUUGAGGGUUUUAGGAAACGGAUUUCUCUGUGGUCAGUCUAGUCACAAGAUAGUUUUUUCUUUCUUUACUGGAAUUCCGUAAUUGUCCACAAAUGUUACACUGUAUCUUUUGCAAGAUCACUAGAUGUCAAAGGUUUUUUUUUUUUAAUUGAACUGGUAUCUAAACUGUCGGUGUUUACAUUGGAAAAACAAAAGUGCCCGUAUUUUGAAAUGUCUUGUGAUUAUUUAGCGUAACUAAGCUGUUGUUCACGAAUGCAGCAGUUCAGUCAGUAAUUCACAAAAGCACGUUCUACACAAAGAAGUUUGAUUGUAAUCAUUUGCAGCUGUGGCACUAUACUGCUUUAAAUGGGCAGGGAUGUUGUAUAAACUCUUAGAAUCAAAGCUUGCACAACGAAAAGGCAUUAUCUAAAUCCAAAAUGCUGCCCAAGUUCAAUUCCCAGGUGAAAAUUCCAGGUGAAACCAGUUCAACUGAUACCAGUUGAACAGGAAAUUGGUGAAUGGUUUUAAACUGGCUUUAACUGGUUUUGAAAUUGGUUAUACAAUUUUGUACCAGUUCAAAACCAGUUAAACCAGUUCAUAACCAGUCACUUAUUACAGUUCAACUAGAACCAGUUGAAACCAAUCCAGUAGAAACCAGUUGAAACCAGUUGAAACCGGCUGAACCGGUUUCAACUGGACUUUUGACCAGGGAAUGUAGCUUGAUAUCUGCCGAGAAUGUACAGAGACUCACCCGCCACUUUUGUGCAUUCAUGUUUCCUGCCGUUCCGUAAACUCCAUGAACCAGUACAUUAGUGACAUUAUUCCUCAUCCGAGUUUGCAUUCAUUGCUGCCGAUCAUGUACAUGUGCACAUAAAUGAGACGUUAUAGGAACGUGCAAGAAUGGUUCUGUACAAAAAGAUGGAAACCAUUUAUUCGGACAAAUGAACUUUUUGAAAAAUAUAUGGAGGUGUUGGUUGGGAAUUACAUUGUGUAUGUAAUUCAGGAUGGAAAAAAACAAAUAAUGAUGGAGUCUGUGCUUAAAGAAGGAUAGUAUACAGACUGGGCAAGCUGAUAGGGGGCUCAAAAAGGGACGCAAUUUUGCGACCUUGAUAUUUUUUAUUGCGGGGAUGGGACACCACAACAUGUACAAACCCCCAGAAGGAACAGAUUUCAUCUUGAUUUAACUUUUGAACCCGUGUAUAGUGUUUCAUACGCAUGUUUACAAAACUCUUGUAACAGUCUGAAAUAAUUGUGUUAAAAAGUUUACCUUGUUGGCUAUGCGCUACCAGCAUUACUGUAGAUUUGGUAGUCCUAAGGGGGGGGGGGGGGCCAAGGGAGAACAAGAAGUAGCAAAUCCUCCUUGACAAUACACGUAAAAAAAAACAACACUUUUUGCCUUUGAAUAUUUUUUGGCCACUUUAUUAUAUUUGGUUUCAGAAGUUAUGAUGGGAAGUACCGGGAACUAGGCUUGCAUGGUUGGUUGAUAGUCAGCCAGUCAGUUGGUCUGUCAGUGAUCUCAGUUUGUCUUAGUCAGUGACUCAGUCAGUCGGUCAGUGACUCAGAAGAAAAUAGAUUCUCACUUGGGGUCCAAUAAAAAAACCACCUUCAAUUGAAACUAGGCUCUUUGUGAUUUUAGAUUCAAAGAAAUGUUUGGACAAAUAUUUAUAGUUUCUGUGCUUCUUUUGCUGCACCCAAAAGAGGAAAACUCAGAGAUGUUAUGUUGCUUUUGUAACUUGUAAAAAUUAUAUCCAGAGAUUGCUACGUUGUCUUGUUCCUGCUACAAAUCAAAGGCAUGGCUAAUACCCCCCUUUCUUUUGGCCAACCACCUCAAGAUUUCCUGACUCAUGUAUUAUAAGUAAUCUAGCGCAUUUAUUUUAUUUUUAUACAGUUUUAGAAACAAGUAAAAUACAGUAAAAUAUCCUGAUUGUUUUUUUGGGGGAGGGCGGGGUUUCAAGUGGUAGAGUAAUUGUUUUAACCAUAAGGGCUGUAUAGUAAUUUGGUGUGGGUUGGUUGCAAUGUGUAUGAUAUCUUUUAAGAGGGCAAAUUUAUUUUUUGUUUUUGUUUACUUGGAAGGUGAUCGCUGCUCUUGUUUACUCAGUUUUCCUGCUGCAAGAUGAAGGGUUUUGAGCGUCCAGCAUGCAUUUGUUUACCCAGUACUCUGUUAUCAUUGACUUCAUAUAGUUUAGGAAUCAUAAAAUAAAAACUCAAGAUGAGUUGAUCAGGGCCGACACUUGCAUUGUCUUAAACCCAAGAUGUGACUCGCGUGACUAGAGUUGUGACAUGCUAACUUGUUUUGUGAGUGUGACUCGUGUUACCGUUCAUGCAACAGGUUGUGCUUUGUAAUGAACUUGGAGCUGCUGUGUUGAAUUUCAGUUCUGAAGCAUUGCUCGAAUGGGAAUGUCAAUUCCUGAGUUAGAACUUACAACUUGGAGUGGAAAUUUUGCGAGGUGUGACACGUUACCGUCAACACUAGUGACUUCUGUUGUGUGGUUUUGGGUUGCAGAGUUCCUGUUGUAAUGUUACGGCGGUAACAAUAUAUGAAUGGACAAUUCUGAAGGAAAUGAAUUGACAAUGCUGAAGGAAAUGAAUUGACAAUUCUGAGGAAAAUGAAUUGACAAUUAUGAAGGAAAUGAGGGUACUUAGCAUCGCCUAGUGGUGGGUCUGCCGCCUGCAUGUCCAAUACAGUGCACAGGUGAUGCACGUUUGUGUAUAGAGCCCUGCAUUACAUGCAAUGUAGUUAAGUAUUGGAGUAGGUUUGGAUUGGAAGUUGGCAAUGAGAGCUUUGCGCCUUCUGAAUGGAACAUGUAAGAAUUAACUUUGAUCAUUGUACAAAAAGACGAGCUAUCCAAGUGUGGGUUUCACUAAAAAAAAAAAAUAUCAGUUUUAUUUUUUCAGAUGUUGCAGAUUUAUUUAAAUGUGUUGUCUUUCAGUGUUUUAAUGGCGUUUCUUGUACAGGAUUUGGUGCAUACAUAAAAAUCCAUACACGUAAAAGCUUGGGAUUUUUAAAGAACAUGUAUAAUUUUGAUAUUUAACUCAGUUUGUUUUGUCUUUGUUUUGGUUGGAAAUUGCAUUUAUCCCACUGAAUGUUAAUCUUAAAAUUUUACUGAUUUAACGAGGAUGCACAUACAGUCCUGUAGUUUGAGGUGACAACUAGAUAGAACUGGUUUGGGCCAGCUUGGACUAGCUUGGACUAGCGAACUUCUCAAUGUUCUGGCCUUUUUGUAAUUAGACAAGUGAACAGUACAACUUAAUAUGUGAAUUGUAAUGCAGCCAAAUGUGUAAUUAAUGGAGCACGUUGUGGGAUUGGGCCAAGUACAUGUACUCGUACAAACGAUUAGGUUACAAGUAGACCGUAGUCUGUCACUGUCUCGGCAUUUUUAAACGAUUUUUAAAUUGAAAAAACCUUGACUUCUUUUACUGAAUGUUUAAAUGGCACCAGUUUUGAAGAAGUUCAUUGUCAUGUGUACGUUUUUCCUCGAUUGUAAAUAUACAAAAUUAUUUUGAAAAAAAAAGAAAACCCAAUUAAAUCAACCACAAAAUAGUUCUUGGACCUAUAUUGGGUAAAUUGGUGAAAUACAGGUCUUUUUGUAAAUACAUAUCCCAAGAUAAUUUCUAUAUGGUAAGUUAUAUACAUGUAAUUGUCAAUAGAAUAGUUGCUGAACUUACGGUCUGGAAUUUUUGUUCUGCAAAAUCUGUUGGUCAUGAUUUAAGUUGGGCCUACCACGAUAAAUGGUUAAAAAAUACUACUUUGAAAAGGCACAGUAGGACAGUGGCCCAUCACUGUAAGUGGUUUUGAUUUUCUUUAAAGGGUUGUCAAAUUAUUACAAGAAAAAAAAAAAGAAUGCAACUUUACGAUUUCACAAACAUAAUUAAGUACUUUUGUGUGUUUACUCGUUAUGAAGUGACGUUUAAGAUUCACAGUCCUAACUUUGUAGUCUUUUUACCGUAACUGUUAGGGUACAGUAUAUUGCAUGUCUGGACUUUUAAUGACGCACCACUUACCAACUUGACUGUCUGUAUUUACAAAGCAAAUAGUUCAUUCACGUUCUCCUGAGACGUUAUAAGUCACAGUGCAAGCUGGUAGAGACUUCUCAGGCUGCAUUUUUGUCACUUUUUGGGUUGACUCUGUGAAAAAAAGGCACUAUCUUGUGAGUAAGUAAUGUGGGAAAAUUCCGCCAUGAAUGUUUCCUUGCCUCAAUGCUGUUAUAUUUGAUUCUGUAGUGUUUAAGUCCACCAUUUGUGAUGUCCCAACCAAACAACUACUAGAAGUCUAGUGGGUGUAGUUUUUCACACACACACAAAAAGAAGAGAUUUUUACCAUUUUUGAGCAGGAAGCAGACUAUUUAAUUGCCGAAAUUACUCGCAGGUACCUCUGAUAAAAUAGACUGUAAUGUUUCUUAUUUUGAGGCACUAAAUUUUGACUUUUUUUUCUCUUCAAAAUGUAAGUGUUUGGGUAAUCUUAAGUCCAAUUUGUUGACACAUUGGUAUAGCAACAAAUGAAGGAUUUUCAGUACUGUCAGCUCAAGGUAAAUUAUCACAGAAAAAUUGUCGCUAAAAAUAUAAAGAAAUUAUGAAAAAUGUAUUUUAGUUGUUUGCUAAUUUACAAAUAAACCUUGAACUUUGUUGUCUCUUUUUUAUUUUA